Messenger RNA from Rubroshorea leprosula, 2644 nucleotides. The record is from the annotation of a GenBank genome assembly. NCBI's taxonomy places the organism in Eukaryota, Viridiplantae, Streptophyta, Magnoliopsida, Malvales, Dipterocarpaceae.
GCCAUUGAUAGCAUUACCUCAUAAGCAGCUCUCUCUUUUGGUGCAUGAGUAGACUUUGAUCAUUUUACUACUUUUGAAGUUUUUCCGAGAGAAAUGAACUCAGUGGCCAUGGAUCCUUCGAGUAAUGACAUUGAACCUAAAAGAAUUGGGUCAUUUGCUAUGACAAGCAGUGCAGGCUCUUCAUUUAGAAGGCACUCUUUGAGUAUAUCGCGAGCUCAUUCCUUUCAAUUAAACAAUGAGAUUGAAAGUGAGGUAGUUUCUCUGGCAGGAGAUGCUGGUGAUUUGGCUCUUCAUAGCAGUAGGCAUGGUCAGAGUAGCAGAAUAAGCUUUUCCAUUGAUAAUGCUUUGGAGAGUGGUGCAGGGUUUCCAAUUCCAGAAGAUAACAUGUUGCAAUCAUAUGGAUUUUGGUGCAGUGAUCCUGCAACACAAAAUGCAAUCUCUCCUGUGUCACCAAUGCCAGAGGAAAUCAUAUCUCCUUUUUCGACAACUGCACUGAAUUGCUCUAAGGACAAAGAUCAAGAUGAAGAUGAAGCUUUGCCUUUGUUUUUGGAGUAUAUAUAUUGUCUUCUGCAUUUAUCUGUUUUUGGAAUUCUUGGGGUUUUAUCCAGAUAUUUGUUGCAGAGACUGUUUGGGCCUAGUACUGCUGGUCUAACCAGCCAUCAAAGCAUUCUAUACCUGGACCUUCCUUCUAAUGUGGUUGGUUCCUUCCUGAUGGGUUGGUGGGGGGUUGUUUUCAAAGAAGAGAUAUCUAGAGUAUCUAAUCAUUUGGCAAUUGUAUUGACAACUGGAUAUUUGGGAAGCCUUACGACUUUCAGUGGUUGGAAUCAGGAUAUGCUUGAUCUCAGUGUACAUGGACACUGGCUAUUUUCUCUAUUCGGCUUUCUAUUUGGCCUGUUUCUUGCAGAUCAUUUCAUCAUUUUUGGGAUUGAGACGGCUAAGGGUUUCCGCUGGUUACUCAAAAGGAUAAACAGAACUAAAGAAAGAGAAAUGUCUAGCACUAAGAUGAAGUGGAGGGUGAACAGGUACAGUCGACAUUGGGCAGUAAUGGUAGUGUUGCUGCUGUUUCUCGGUGCUUUAUGGAGUCUCAGUGGAGCAUUGCUAAAGGAGGAGUUUAACAGUACUAGCGCAGGACCUCAGUUGUGGCUGGCUUGCUUGGUUGGACCACCGGGUGUGUGGAUCAGGUGGUUCUUAGCUCGACUUAAUGGCCGUGGAUUAGGAAAGGCAGGAAUCUUAAGGUGGGUUCCAUUUGGGACACUAGCCGCUAAUGUUUCUGCAGCUUGUGUCACGGCAGGGUUGGCUACCUUGAGAAAAGCGGUAAAUACCAGGACUUGCGAUACAGUUAUAGAUGGUAUUCAGUUGGGAUUCACGGGUUGUUUGAGUACUGUUUCUGCUUUUAUUGUCGAAUUCAAUGCAAUGAGAGGAAGUCAACGGCCUUGGAGAGCAUAUGCUUAUGCCCUAUCUACAAUAACUCUCUCAUUUGGUUUUGGGGUUCUUUUCUACGAUUUACCCGUUUGGGUUGGGCUUAAGGGUGAGUGCCUGAAAAUAUAUACCAUUGAAGAAAAUGACAAGGCAGGAUGGGUUGAUCUGACUCUUGAUGCCACUCCUCCUUCAUUUACUUGGUACAAGACAUUGUUUGACGCUCCUGAUGGAGCAGACCCAGUUGCUCUCGAUUUGGGAAGCAUGGGAAAGGGCCAGGCUUGGGUCAAUGGCCACCAUAUUGGGAGAUACUGGAAUCGUGUUGCCCCAAAGGAUGGGUGCAUAAAGUGUGAUUAUCGUGGACGCUACAAUUCAGAAAAGUGUACAACAAACUGCGGGAAGCCUACCCAAACCUUGUACCACGUACCAAGGUCAUGGUUGCAGCCAUCAAAUAAUUUACUCGUGCUAUUUGAGGAGACAGGUGGUAAUCCAUUUGAUAUUUCAAUAAAGUUACGAGUGUCCCGGGUUAUCUGUGCUUCGGUGUCUGAGUCCCAUAAUCCACCUCUUCAAAGAUGGUCCUAUCAAAAUCUCUUUGAUGGAACAAUCUCAAUAAAUGAUACAACACCUGAAAUUCACUUGCAGUGUGCAGAUGGACAUAUAAUCUCCUCUAUUGAAUUUGCUAGUUAUGGAACUCCUCAAGGCAGCUGCCAGAAGUUUUAUAGAGGGUAUUGCCACUCUCCCAAAUCACUGUCUGUGGUAUCCAAGGCUUGUCAAGGAAGAAAUAGUUGUUUUAUUGGUAUUUCAAAUUCAGUAUUUGGAGGUGACCCGUGCCGAGGCAUUGUUAAGACAUUGGCUGUUGAGGCAAGAUGCGUCUCAUCAUCUAUUCCUGGAGGAGCCUCCCAGUUUUGAUAUGCUUUGAACCGGACGCGUGUCUCUAUGUAAGUGACAUACCUUUACCUUUAUUCUGAUCCAAGCAGCUCUCUGAGAAUUCCACCUAAAUCUAGCCUAUUACCAAGUACAACUUCCUGAAGCUUCGUACAUAUAUGGAAAUAAUAAGAUGGGUCGAGGUAUUAAACAAGGGAAUGCAACAAAUUGGCCAUUGAUUUUGCGGGAGGAAGGUGCCAUAUUCAAGGCUCUCUUCCAUCAAUGGUUAUAAACUCAUAAUUAUACAGUCUGUAUUGACUUGAAUUGUACGAUAUAUUUUAUUAAAUAUAUAUUUUUUUUUUUU